This is a messenger RNA of Lachancea fermentati, 2391 nucleotides long. The record is from the annotation of a GenBank genome assembly. Lineage: Eukaryota; Fungi; Ascomycota; Saccharomycetes; Saccharomycetales; Saccharomycetaceae.
AUGACUAGCAAAAGACGCUCGACUAGAAAGGGAAAAGUUGAUUACAAGGAGAAAAGUGAACGUGACUUGUAUGCAGACAUCGUGGAUACGUCUUCCUCAGAAGAUGAACAGCCAGUAAAGCCAGUUUGGCUUCAAGAUGACAAUGUAGAUGACGAGCAGGUCAACUUGAGCUCCGAGGAUGAGGGAGAUACUGAGCUGAACGACCUCAUUGACAAGAGCGCCUCUAAAAGGGAGGCUCACGGAGAAAGCAGUGAUGAGGAGGAAGUGGACGAUGCCACAGUGUCCCUUAAAUUAAACAGGCUACAGGAGUUCGUAAAGCAGAGCCAAGUCUACUCGGGUAUCAUUGCCGAUACUCUAUUGGAAAGAACAGAGGAGCGUCAGUCAAAGCAGAAGUCAAAGCAGCAAGAAACAGCGCCGCGAAAGAGACGCAAGAUCACAGACUUUUUUGGAAAGAAGGGUCAUCAGACAGUAGAGAGCGAGCUGUCGCAUGGUCAACCAUCGCUCCUGCGUAAUUGCCAACUCAAGCCGUAUCAGUUAGAAGGUGUCAACUGGCUGAUAACCUUAUAUGAAAAUGGGCUGAAUGGUAUUUUGGCAGACGAGAUGGGCUUGGGGAAAACAAUCCAGAGCAUUGCGUUGCUUGCCUUUAUCUAUGAAAUGGACACCAAGGGCCCGUUUCUGAUAGCAGCGCCAUUGAGUACGGUUGCCAAUUGGAUGAAUGAGUUCAAACGAUUCGCGCCGGAUAUCCCGAUUCUCAAGUAUUACAGCUCGCAAGGUCAGCGUGAACGUCACAGAAUGCUCCGUGAUUUCUUCAAGAAAAACAACGGCGAGGGAGUCAUUAUGACAUCUUAUGAGAUUAUUAUACGAGAUAUUGAUGAGAUAUUGUCCCAUCAAUGGAAAUUUUUGAUUGUGGACGAAGGUCAUCGGUUGAAAAAUAUCAAUUGCAAAUUAAUUCGAGAAUUGAAACGCAUAAAUACAUCUAAUCGUCUCCUUUUAACCGGGACGCCUUUACAAAACAAUCUGGCAGAGCUGUGGUCAUUGCUUAAUUUCAUUCUACCAGAUAUAUUCGCUGAUUUUGAGAUUUUUAACAAGUGGUUCGACUUUAGCGAUCUUGAAAUAAAUAGUCGCUCGAAGGGAUUGAAUAAAUUGAUCAAUGAUGAGCUAGAGAAGAACCUGAUUUCAAACUUGCACACUAUUUUGAAGCCGUUCUUAUUGAGAAGAUUGAAAAAGAAUGUACUGGCUGAUACGCUUCCACCGAAGAAAGAAUAUAUCAUCAAUUGCCCACUGACACAGGCACAAAGAAAAAUGUAUAAAAGUGCGUUAAGUGGACAUCUCAAACAGGCCAUUUUCAAGUAUGCCAUCAAAGAAUUUUUCAGAUUGAAUCAGAAACACAUUGGACAGGUUAGUGAUAAGUCUAUUAAGGAUUUCACAGAAUGGAAACUGAGCGACGAAGAUUCGGCGCCUUCGUCUGAUUUGCAAGCACAGAUGUCACAGCUUUAUGAAGAACACAUAUAUCGACAGGUGCUGAGCAAGAAAUUACUGAAUAUGAUGAUGCAACUACGCCAAAUAGUAAAUUCGACUUUCUUGUUUUUCUUCCCAUAUUUGGAACCCGAAGAUUUAACUCUUGAAUCACUUUUGAAGAGCUCCGGGAAACUUCAGACAUUACAACAACUAGUUCCUCCGUUGGUUAAAGCCAAACACAGGGUGUUGAUAUUCACACAGUUCGUGAACAUGCUGGACCUACUGGAGGAUUGGUGUGAUUUGAAUGAUCUGCGCGUUUGCAGAAUCGAUGGCUCAAUGGACAACGAAACCCGCCAGAAGGAAAUUGAGUCAUUUAGCAAAUCGAAUGACGAUAUUGACAUAUUCCUCAUAUCGACACGAGCUGGUGGGUUGGGCAUCAAUCUUACUGCGGCGGACUCCGUCAUUUUGUUCGACAGCGAUUGGAAUCCGCAGGUCGACCUCCAAGCCAUGGAUCGCACACAUAGAAUAGGUCAGACUAAACCUGUUGUGGUGUACCGCUUGUGCUGUGACAACACCAUCGAGCAUGUCAUCUUAACGCGUGCUGCUAACAAGCGGAAACUAGAAAAGAUGGUUAUACAGAUGGGUCGCUUUAACACUCUCAAGAAGCUUGCUCUCAACGAAAGCACUUUCAUAACUACACCAGGGCAAGCAGCAAAUACCAACAAGAAUUUGGUAAACGAGCUCUCUCAGCUACUUUUGAGUGAUGAAUCUAGUAUAGGUUUUGCUAAAGAGGGCAAUGGCAAACUGACACAAGAGGAACUCCAUGUAUUGAUCAAUCGUUCCCCGGAGACUUUCAAAAGAGAGAAAGCGGAUGAAACAUAUCCUCACAUCAAGUUAUUCGAGACAACGGCUGGUUUCGAAGGUUCUACUUAA